AUGUCCACUCAAGCCGUGGCAUUUGACUGGCUCCCUCAGGAGGUGAUGGAGAACAUUGCCUUCUUUUCAGCAACCAUGACGGAAGUAGGACCUCCCUCUGAUCUACUCUCUUUACUUCUAAGUUGCAGGAGUAUACAUGGCGCUUUAUCGCCCGAGACAAACCCACAUCUUUGCGCGCGCAUAUUUGAGCAUAAAUUCGAUCUCAGUGCCGCCGUUCGUCGUCUGGGCCCACAAAUCGCUACACCUGUCACCCUAUCGAAGGAGUUGCGCAAGAGAUUCGAUUACAUGAAGCGGAUGCGGGCGCGAACAGAUUCUCGAGUUUGUGCGCCAGAUACGUCAAAUUCGCAGAUCCUUGGCGAGUUGCUUUGGCUCGCCUACCUGAUGAUGCUCGAAAACGACGGAAAGAAUGUCAAGCAACUGAGGGAAUACGCAGGGAUGGAGCAAUGGUUAAUGGAGUAUUGGUUCGAUGAUAACGGUGCAUCGCUCGCCGGGAAGGCGCUCUUGGAAGAUGAGUGGCCGCUCGAUAAUGAGCACAAUUCUCUGGCGAUGUGGUUAUUUUGGUUACUUCUUAGACCCGACCGGUUUCAGCGUACGGAAAGGAACUAUCGGACUUUAGCAACCGUUUUGAAACCAACUGCUCUAGCAGCGCACAAGUAUAACAUUUGUCAAACCCCAUGGGCGGACUUGGUUCCCAGGUCCUGUCCACUCGAACCUACGCGCGUACACCACUAUUCUAGUUUAUAUCACAUGAUUCCACCGACGAUGGCUACACCUGCAAUUCUCUCCUACCUCAGCUUGAUGGGUCCCCUUAUAGGUCCAACACGAGAUGUCUACAAAGGACCGCAUACACCAAACAACUUUCCAUCCUCUCUGAACCAGAGUUUUGAGUGGGAGCCUGAUUGGCAGAGGUGCACGAAUCUCGCCAAAAUUCCUCUCUCCAGCGAAUUCUCGGGCGCAUUUAUACCCGGUAGUUUGCAAGGUGUAUGGGAAGGUAUCUUUACGUACACAGAAUUCACUACCUACGAGGAGCUGCUGUUUGGACAUCCCCCUUCAACUCUUCACAAUUGUAUGGUUGCGCAGCAUCGUCAAACAUGGAAGUUGCGAGAGUACCACUUGAUGAUCUCCAGGGAUGGUGAUGGCAUCGCCACCGGCGCGAAAUCGCCAUCACUAAGCUCGGGUAAUCCGCUCAAGGCGUUCGUUCCACCUGGCAUCCGCAUUCACGAGCACUCAAGCAGUGCAGAGGUACACGAGCCUGGGAAAAUGACUCCACUGUCCUACAGGCGGCCGUCGACUUGUGACUCGGAAGAGGCUGAGGGCUUCGAGUUCCUGAAUAUCCAAGACAUCAUUGUCGUCGGAGAGGGUCAUUCUGCUUGGGGUCAAUUCAAUAUUCUUGGCCGGGUACGAGCUUGCGACGGCUUCGUUAGUCUUAUGAAGGAAUAUGUCGGAGGCGAUCGAGGUCAAUGGCUUUAUCGUGGCUAUCUGGUUGGUAGCAUCAACGGGAGUUUCUCCGGGCGCUGGCGCGAAACGCUCAGUCUCCCAAAUAUCAAUGGUUAUGAGGGCUGUUUCGUCAUGAGUAGGCGGGAAUGA
Molecule: messenger RNA, 1587 nt
Organism: Suillus paluster
Lineage: Eukaryota; Fungi; Basidiomycota; Agaricomycetes; Boletales; Suillaceae
Exons: 6
Coding region: 1-1587 (528 amino acids)
Source: RefSeq, a predicted model, not a curated record